AUGGAUAAGAAGAAAGAUGUCGAUGACAUAGAACCUGGACCGGCUCCUUCUCGGCCUGUCGACAGAUUUGGCUUUAUAAAGACGGAACAAAGCAACUCUCCAGAGGGGAUUCUGAAAAGCAGACCCACACAUGAACGCGGAAGGGAGGAAAGGAGGAUAAGAAAGUGGAGGAAGAUGAUAGGUACUGGUGGUAGUGACUGGAAGCAUUAUGUUAGAAGGAAUCCUCAUGUGGUUAAGAGAAGAAUAAGGAAAGGAAUUCCUGAUUGUCUCAGAGGACUUGUUUGGCAGUUGAUUUCAGGCAGCAGGGACCUCUUGCUAAUGAAUCCUGGGGUUUAUGAGACUUUGGUCAUAUACGAGACAUCAACAUCAGAAUUGGAAAUUAUUCGUGAUAUAUCGCGUACAUUUCCUUCGCAUAUUUUCUUCCAACAGAGACAUGGCCCAGGUCAAAGAUCUCUGUAUAAUGUUUUAAAAGCAUACUCUGUUUAUGAUAGGGAUGUUGGAUAUGUGCAGGGAAUGGGAUUUAUAGCUGGGUUGCUGCUUCUUUAUAUGAGCGAGGAGGAUGCAUUUUGGUUAAUAGUAGCUUUGCUAAAAGGAGCUGUCCAUGCUCCAAUGGAAGGCUUGUAUCAGGCCGGUUUGCCGCUUGUGCAACAAUAUCUGUUUCAAUUCGAGAAAUUAGUUCAAGAGCACAUGCCAAAGUUGGGACAGCAUUUUAUUGAAGAAAUGAUAAAUCCAAGCAUGUAUGCAAGCCAAUGGUUUAUCACAGUUUUCUCGUAUUCCUUCCCAUUCCAUAUGACUCUUAGAGUUUGGGAUGUCUUCCUGUAUGAGGGUAUUAAGGUUGUUUUCCAAGUUGGAUUGGGUCUAUUGAGAUUCUGCCAUGAUGACCUGGUCAAAUUGCCUUUUGAGGAACUUCUGCAUUCCUUGAGAUAUUUUCCAGAUGAGGCAACUGAUCCUGAUACAUUAUUUCCACUUGCCUUCUCAUUUAAGGUGAACAGUAGUCUCGAGGAGCUCGAGAAAGAGUACCGGAAAAGAUUGGAUGGACCCAAUGCAAGCUCAAGUAGCAAUAAGCGGCUUCUGCCCCUGAAAUCGAAAACGAUGAGCAGGGCUGUUAGCCAGAUCAAAAUAUGCAAUGUUUUCGUAAUCAGCUAUUUCAUUCAACUUCCCCUUGCCACCCCCUUGUUCUCGCGGCCUACGGCAUACCAUAGGUGUGCCACUGCCACCGUUGUUGAGGAAGACUAUGGAAGAGGUAUAGGCGAGAAGACAAGGGAGCACCAUGGUCCCACCACAACUAGCAAGGGACGUAGCAUUGCAAAGUCGGUAAAAAAGGGCUUCGCAGGCUUCCCCAACCUCUUCACCCUCUGCCUCGAGUACGUGGUCCUCCCUUUCCAUGGCGCCGCGGCGCAACUCCAACUCAUAAUCUCCUCGGCACCGCACCUCACAAGGCUCUUGUUGGACGAUGUCAUGAUCGGCGACGAGGAGGCUGAUAUCGAAACAUGUGCCAUCCAGGCGCCCAACCUCCGUUUCCUCAGGUUGACCAUGUCCCUUGACAACGGAUGCCGAAUUGUGGGGGAGCUCCCAUUGCUCGAGGUGGCACAAAUUUCCAUUGAUCCCCUAUUCGGGACCCCAAACUUCAUCAACACUUUUCGACGGAUUUCUAGUGUUAAGAAGCUUUACUUGCACAUCGACUCAGAUCAGUCGGCCGACACGGCGGCGCCCAGACCCUGUCGACCGUUUGGAUGCCGUGGCGGGGAGCAUGAGCCCCGGCAGGGCAGAGACAGAGACGAGGAGGAGGUGGAGCGGGGAGGAGAUGGGCAGGAGCGAGCAGUUGAGCGCGGCGUGUGCGCCCCUGUGCGCAUCUCGGUGGCGGACAGCAACCACGAGCAGGUCGGCGUGUUCGCGACACAGCGCCACAACCUCCUGCUCGGCGUGCCCGCGAGGCCGCGACAGCCGCGGCGACAAGGACCAGCGGCGGCGAGCAGCAGCAGCCACACCAGCGGGGAGUUGCGGUGCCGAGCAGCAGCACACUGGGCGGAGCACUCGCCGGGUGGCAGAGCUCCGACAGCACAGCGGCAGGGCCGGGUGAACGCGUAG
Molecule: messenger RNA, 2088 nt
Organism: Triticum turgidum subsp. durum (durum wheat)
Lineage: Eukaryota; Viridiplantae; Streptophyta; Magnoliopsida; Poales; Poaceae
Source: the annotation of a GenBank genome assembly